This is a messenger RNA of Arctia plantaginis, 1635 nucleotides long. The record is from the annotation of a GenBank genome assembly. NCBI's taxonomy places the organism in Eukaryota, Metazoa, Arthropoda, Insecta, Lepidoptera, Erebidae.
AUGUUGCGGUCGGAUUCUCAAAGAGCAAAAUUUAAUCCAGAUACUGUAAUUAGUAACAAUGAUGAUUUAAACACUGAUAUGAUAUCAGAAAUAGAAAAGGAAUUGCACGACAAUCCAUAUGAUGUGAUAUCCCUGGUGUUUUUGCUGUAUGAUGUCCCCAUCACUGCUCUGCAACGUUUGAUUGUCUUCGAACGAGUAUCGAAAGACAGUGGCUCGUCUACGAAUCUUAACAUGCUACAUGAAUGGUUUCGACAUGCUAAACACACCACGACUUGGAAACAUGAAUUUAUAGAGGCACUAUUAAUUUGUCAACUAAACAGUGUUGUUAGAAAGCUUGGAUUCCAUGUACCAACUGCCCGAAAUUAUUACCAAAUAGACAACAUGCAAACCAAAAUGUUUAUUAAUCCUGUAAAGAAGGCAUUGUAUAAGUUGUGUGAAAAUAUGAAUGCUGAUAACUUUUUAAAUCUUAAAAAGGCUCUUUUCACCUAUAAUAUUGAUGCUUCAGAAUAUGAGUCUUGUGAGCUAGUUUUGUUGAAACUCAUGUGUGAUAAAUUUAUAAUUGUUAAUGAGUUUAAAUACAAUACAAAAACAUUUGGUUUUCAAGUUCAAUUAGACAAACUUCUUAGAAUUAUUGAAACUUUGCCAGGAUUGCGAACAUGUGCACAAGAAAUUAGGCUUAUGCAGCAGUCAUUUAACGGAGACUCCAAACCUAGUGCUCCUAGUACACCCUCUGUGAACAUGAAAGUAGAUGAAUCUAAUCAGAGUUCCAGUACCAAUAAUUCACAUUUAUACUGCAACGAUUUUAAAGAGGUUUUUGGAAUGAUUGGUGAACUAUCCUUAGAAGAUAAUAGUAAUAUUAAAAGCCUAAAAUCUGAUACAACAAAGUUGGAAAAAGAUAGUUUUGAAAUAAAAAAUCCUAAAAGAGUUGGGGUCUGUGUUAUACUUAAUCAAAUGAACUUUUAUCCAUCAAAAAAUAGUAUAGAGAACAAUCAAAGUAAUACACUUGCCAAGAGAAACGGCUCAGACAAAGACCAAGCAGUGAUUGAAAGCACAAUGAAAGCACUUAAUUUUGUAGUAUAUAGUGCAAAAGACUUGAACCACAGACAAAUGUUUUAUUAUCUCAAAGAGAUAUUAAAAACUAAAGUUUUUGAAGAUGACACUGUUUUUAUGCUGUGCAUUCUAUCACAUGGAGUGAAAGGACAUGUGUAUGCAUCAGAUUCGGUUCAAGUUAACAUGGAUGAUAUACAAAAACUGUUAGAGUCGGAUGUAGCUGUACAUCUUCAUGGUAAACCUAAGCUGCUAAUUAUUCAAGCAUGCCAAGUUGAUGAAACUCCAAAGACAAGACUGGUAGCAGAUAAUCUGGGACUAAGUUAUGCUUUCAAAAAAACAAAUUUUCUUAUUUUCUGGGCUACAGCACCUGAACUUGAAGCAUUUAGAGAUGAAAGUCAAGGCUCUAUAUUUAUACAGAGGCUAUGCCACAUUAUUCUUGAAUAUGCCAAUAAAGAACACAUUUCUGAUAUAUUUAUUAAAGUAACUGAUGAUGUUUCAGUAAUUUGUGAAAACUUAAAUUGUAAACAAGUGCCAAUAUAUCAUUCUACACUGAGAAAAAAGCUUUAUCUUAGGAUGGCAGAGUAA